AUCAGCAUCAGCAUACCGUUUACCGCUCACUCUCUCUCUCUCUCUCUCUCUCUCUCUGCGCACAGACAGAGUCCAGAGCACCAAGCCAUGGCUACCCCAAAGAAGACGAUGAGAGCUUUGCAGUACGACAAGUACGGCGGAGGAGCAGAAGGCCUCAAGCAUGUGGAGGUGCCGAUCCCGUCGCCGAAGAAGGGCGAGGUGCUGCUCAAGAUGGAGGCGGCCAGCAUCAACCCAAUCGACUGGAAGAUUCAGAAGGGCAUGCUCCGGCCGUUCCUGCCCAGGACGUUCCCAGUUAUACCAGUUGGUGAUCUGUCUGGCGAAGUCGUCGAGCUGGGAAAUGGCGUGACAAACUUCAAACCAGGGGACAAGGUCAUCUCCAUCAGCUUCCCGAACGGCGGGGGGCUCGCGGAGUACGCGGUGGCGCCGGCGUCACUUACGGUGUCACGGCCGCCCGAGGUGUCCGCGGCCGAAGGCGCCUGCCUGCCGACGGCUGCGGCCACCGCGCUCCAGCAGCUGAAGACCGCGGGGGUCAACAGCUUCGACGGCUUCAGCGCCAACAAUAACAAUGCCCCCAAGAACGUGCUGGUCACCGCGGCCUCCGGUGGCGUCGGCCACUACGCCGUGCAGCUAGCCAAGCUCGCGGGCCUCCACGCCACGGCCACCUGCGGCGCGCGCAACCUCGGCUUCGUCAGGGGGCUGGGAGCGGACGAGGUCCUGGACUACAAGACCCACGAGGGCGCCAAGCUACAGAGCCCCUCCGGGAGGAAGUACGACGCGGUGGUGCACUGCGCGACGGGCACCCCGUGGUCGGUGUUCGCGCCGGUGCUGGCCGACAACUGCAAGGUCGUCGACGUCACGCCCGGGAUCGCAGCUGCCGCCAAGUCGUUCCUGCAGAAGGUGACAUUCUCAAAGAAGAGGCUGGUGCCGCUGGUCCUGAUGCCCAAGAAGGAGGAGAUGGAGUGGCUGGUGGACAUGGCGAAGCAGGGGAAGCUCAAGACGGUGAUCGACUCCAAGUACCCGUUGAGCAGAGCGCACGAGGCGUGGGCGAAGAGCAUCGAAGGGCACGCCACCGGCAAGAUCGUUGUGGAAAUGGGAGGUGCAGAGUGAGCCGAAGCAUGCAUGAUGGGCACAUUGUACCGUGCAAUUUGUGAAGAUGUGGGCUUGAUUGGAUUUCUUGUGUGGCAAUAUGAAGGAUUAAGCUGUGUUCUGCACUCUGAAAGCAGAUUCAGGA
Molecule: messenger RNA, 1231 nt
Organism: Phragmites australis (common reed)
Lineage: Eukaryota; Viridiplantae; Streptophyta; Magnoliopsida; Poales; Poaceae
Product: chloroplast envelope quinone oxidoreductase homolog
Exons: 4
Coding region: 88-1107 (339 amino acids)
Molecular function (GO): oxidoreductase activity
Source: RefSeq, a predicted model, not a curated record